Messenger RNA from Seriola dumerili (greater amberjack), 4440 nucleotides. Its product is annotated as NACHT, LRR and PYD domains-containing protein 3-like. NCBI's taxonomy places the organism in Eukaryota, Metazoa, Chordata, Actinopteri, Carangiformes, Carangidae. The coding region runs from base 74 to 4423 and encodes 1449 amino acids. The record is from RefSeq and is a predicted model, not a curated record. The transcript is spliced from 17 exons. Gene Ontology annotation, molecular function: protein binding.
CGGGAAGUGAAGUUGGUUACAACACUGUGUGACGCAGUUGUUUUUUGACCAUGGAAAAGGUGUAAGCUUGACUAUGGAUCUGCCUGGGGGGGUAGAUGAGGGGAUCCUCCCCUCAAAAACCUCUUCAUAUGGGGAAUGUGACUGGACCAACGCUCAGAGCCCAGAGCAGCAGCAGGAGAGACCACCCUCCCCUGUCCCCAGCUCUGUGUCCAUGAAGAGCAACUGUUCAAUGGAGCCACCUCUUGCUUUUCAAAGACAUUCUUCUGAAACUGAGAUCCAGGAGAAGAGACCAGACUCUCCGGUACCCAGCUGUGUGUCCAUGAAGAGCAAAGAUUCAAUGGAGCCACCACUUGCUUUUCAAAGACACUCUUCUGAAAAAGAACCACAACAGAAGAGAUCAGAAGUUCACAGUGGUCAGUCUGCCCUACAACAUCAAAAAGAUGUGGACUCCAUAUUUAUGCUGCUUGAGCAGAACAUUGUUAGUUUUGUGAAGAACGAGCUGAAGAGGAUGCAGAGGGUUUUAAAUUCAGCAUGUUUAGAUGGCGAGGUGAUGACGAGUGAUGAGGAGGAGGCUAUGAGGAGCAGCAGGGAGGCGUUCCUGAAAAUCACACUGUUCUUCCUGAGGAGAAUGAAGGAGGAGAGACUGGCUGACUCUCUGCAGAGCAAAUCUCCUGCCACGUGCCAGCGUAGACUCAAAUCCAGUUUAAAGGAGAAGUUCCAGUGUGUGUUUGAGGGGACUGGUAAAACAGGAAAUCCAACCCUUCUGAAUCAGAUCUACACAGAGCUUCACAUCACAGAGGGAGGGACCGGAGAGGUCAAUGAUGAACAUGAGGUCAGACAGAUUGAAACAGCAUCCAGGAAACCAGCCAGACCAGAAACAACCAUCAGAUGUAAAGAAAUCUUCCAAACAUUGCCAGGAAAAGCUCAACCAUGCAGGACAGUGAUGACAAAGGGAGUGGCUGGCAUUGGGAAAACAGUCUUAACACAGAAGUUCACUCUGGACUGGGCUGAAGACAAAGCCAACCAGGACAUACAGUUCACAUUUCCAUUCACCUUCAGAGAGCUGAAUGUGCUGAAAGAGAAAAAGUUCAGCUUGGUGGAACUUCUUCAUCACUUCUUUACUGAAACCAAAGAAGCAGGUCUGAACAUCUGCAGGUUUGAACAGCUGCAGGUCGUCUUCAUCUUUGACGGUCUGGACGAGUGUCGACUUCCUCUUGACUUCCACAACACUGAGAUCCUGACUAAUGUUACAGAGUCCACCUCAGUGGACGUGCUGCUGACAAACCUCAUCAGGGGGAAACUGCUUCCCUCUGCUCGCCUCUGGAUAACCACACGACCUGCAGCAGCCAGUCAGAUCCCUCCUGAGUGUGUUGACAUGGUGACAGAGGUCAGAGGGUUCACUGACCCACAGAAGGAGGAGUACUUCAGGAAGAGGUUCAGAGAUGAGAAGCAGGCCAGCAGGAUCAUCUCCCACAUCAAGACAUCACGAAGCCUCCACAUCAUGUGCCACAUCCCAGUCUUCUGCUGGAUCACUGCUACAGUUCUGGAGGAUGUGUUGAAGACCAGAGAGGGAGGAGAGCUGCCCAAGACCCUGACUGAGCUGUACAUCCACUUCCUGGUGGUGCAAGCCAAAUUGUGGAGCAAUAAGUAUCGUGUAGGAGCAGGUGCAGAUCCACACUGGAACCCAGGGAGCAGGGAGAUGGUUUUGUCUCUGGGAAAACUGGCUUUUGAGCAGCUGCAGAAAGGAAACCUGAUCUUCUAUGAAUCAGACCUGACUGAGUGUGGCAUCGACAUCACAGUAGCCUCAGUGUACUCAGGAGUGUUCACACAGAUCUUCAAAGAGGAGAGAGGGCUGUACGAGGAGAGGGUGUACUGUUUUGUUCAUCUAAGCAUUCAAGAGUUUCUGGCUGCUCUUUAUGUCUUUCUGACUUUCACUAACUCCGGCAUCAAUCAGCUGUCUCAAACAAAAACCUGGUGGUCUAAUCUCUUAAGGGACAAAUCUAAACUGUCAUAUCUCUUCCAAAGUGCUGUGGACAAGGCUUUACAGAGUCCAAAUGGACACCUGGAUCUGUUCCUCCGCUUCCUCGUGGGCCUGUCACUGCAGACAAAUCAGACUCUUCUAGGAGGGCUGAUGACACAGACAGGAUGUAGCUCACGCACCAAUCAGGGAACAGUGGAGUACAUCAAGAGCAUGAUCAGGAAAAAUCUCUCCGCAGAGAGAAGCAUCAAUCUGUUCCACUGUCUGAACGAGCUGAAUGAUCGUUCUCUAGUGGAGCAGAUCCAGCAGUACCUAAGCUCAGGAAGUCUCGUCACAGCCAGCCUCUCUCCUGCUCAGUGGUCAGCUCUGGUCUUCAUCUUGCUGUCAUCAGAGAAAGAACUAGAUGUGUUUGACCUGAGGAAAUACUCUGCUUCAGAGGAGGGUCUUCUGAGGCUGCUGCCAGUGGUCAAAGCUUCAAAUAAGUCUCUGCUGGGUGGCUGUAACCUGUCGGAGAAAAGCGGGGAAGGUCUGGCAUCCGUUCUCAGCUCCCAGUCUUCUAGUCUUAGAGAGUUGGACCUGACUAACAACAAUCUGAAGGACUCGGGAAUGACGUUGCUCUCUGUGGGACUGAAGGAUCCACAGUGUCGGCUAGAAAAGCUGAGGCUGAACCAAAGCAACCUCACUGAGAGAUGCUGUCAGGGGUUAUCUUCAGUUCUCAGCACCAAGUCCUCUUGUCUGAGAGACCUGGACUUGAGUUAUAACGACCUGCAGGACUCUGGAGUGGAGCUGCUCUCAGUUGGAUUGGAAAGUCCACACUGUGCACUGGAAAAACUCAGGCUGAUUGGCUGUAAUCUGUCGGAGAGAAGUCGUGAUACUCUGGCUUCAAGUCUCAGCUCCUCUAGUCUGAGGGAGCUGGACCUGAGUAACAACGACCUGCAGGACUCAGGAGUGAAGCUCUUCUCUGGACAGGAUGGUCAGCCCUGUAGACUGGAAACUCUAAGGUUGAUUCAAACCAGGCUCACAGAAAAAUGCUGUGAAGAGUUCUCAUCAGUUUUCAGCUCCAAGUCAUCCAGUCUGAGAGACUUGGAUCUGAGCAACAACGACCUGCAGGACUCAGGAGUCAAACUGCUUUUUGCUGGACUGGCAAGUCCACACUGUGGACUCCAAACCCUCAGGUUAAAUCAAACCAACCUCACAGAGAAAUGCUGCCAGGAGAUCUCAUCAGUUCUCAGCUCCCAGUCCUCCAGUCUGAAGGAGCUAGACCUCAGUAACAACGACCUGCAGGAUUCAGGAGUGAUGCUGCUCUCCGCUGGACUGCGAAGUCCACACUGCUCACUGGAGAGUGUCAGGCUGAGUGGCUGUAAAUUGUCAGGGAGGAGCUGUGAAGCUCUGGCCUCAGUUCUCAUCUCCCAGUCCUCAAGUUUGAGAGAGCUGGAUCUGAAUAACAACCAUGUGCAGGACUCAGGAGUCAAACUGCUGUCUGCUGCACUGAGGAAUGCGCAAUGUGCACUGGAAACACUCAGGCUAAAUCAGACGAGGCUCACAGAAAAAUGCUGUCAGGAUGUUUCAUCAAUUCUAAGCACCAAGUCGUCCAGUCUGAGAGACCUAGACCUGAGUAACAACGACCUGCAGGACUCAGGAGUGAAGCUGCUUUCAGCUGGACUGAGGAGUCCUCACUGUAGACUGGAAACAUUCAGGUUGUCAGGCUGCUUGAUCACAGAGGAAGGCUGUAGCUCUUUGGUCUCUGCUCUGAGGGCCAACCCCUCCCAUCUGAGAGAGCUGGACCUGAGCUACAAUCAUCCAGGAGACUCAGGAGUGAAGCUGCUUUCUGCUGCACUGGAGGAUCGACAAUGGAGGAUGGACAUUCUCAGUGUGGAUCAUGAUGGUGUUCAGUGGUUGACAUCUGGUCUGGCAAAGUACGUCUGUGAACUCACAUUGGACCCAAACACAGCUCACAAAAACGUCCUCCUGACUGAGAACAACAGGAAAGUGAUGCUGGCGAUAGAGAAGCAGCCGUAUCCCGACCACCCGGACAGAUUCGACUGGUGCUACCAGCUGCUGUGCACAGCUGGUCUGGCUGGUCGCUGUUACUGGGAGGUGGACUGGGAAGGAGGGGUUGAUAUCGGAGUGACUUACAGAGGGCUCAGACGGAGCGGGGCUCGUGACGGCAGCAGGCUCGGUUGGAAUGAGAAGUCAUGGAGUUUGGAGUUGACGGAUAAAUGUUACUAUGCCUGGCACAAUAACAUCAGGACAGCUCUUCACACUAAACACUCAGCUGCCUCUAACAGAGUUGGGGUGUUUCUGGACUGGCCUGCUACUUUGUCCUUCUAUGGAGUCUCAUCUGACUCACCAGUUCACCUCUACACCUUCUACUGUGCUUUCACUGAACCUCUCUAUCCUGGAUUUGGGUUCUUAUCAUUGGAGUCAUCAGUGUCCUUGUGUUAGAAAAACAGAUGGAGAAA